Molecule: messenger RNA, 916 nt
Organism: Lutzomyia longipalpis
Lineage: Eukaryota; Metazoa; Arthropoda; Insecta; Diptera; Psychodidae
Product: aldehyde oxidase 4-like
Exons: 1
Coding region: 20-916 (298 amino acids)
Molecular function (GO): iron ion binding; oxidoreductase activity
Source: RefSeq, a predicted model, not a curated record
UGGAAUAUCCGUAUGUUUGAUGCAAUAUCCUGAAGUCUUUGGAAGCCCGUUCGAAACACUCAUUUCAGUCUAUCAUGGUGAUGGGAGUGUUGUCAUAACUCCUGGAGGAAUUGAUGGGGGUCAGGGUCUAAAUACAAAAUGCACGCAAAUUGCUGCUUUUAUCCUAAAUAUCCCAAUUGAGCUGAUCAAGAUAAAAACUCCCAAUAAUGUUGUAAGUGCCAAUACGCUCUUUUCAGCAGGAGACAUGCCUCAUGAUGCAGUUGGGCAUUCUGUGAGGAUCUGCUGUGAACAACUACGAGAUCGCAUUGCACCAUUCAGAGUGAACAAUUCCUGGGUUGAUGCAGUUCAGGCUGCACAUAUGGCUACCGUAGAGUUGAUUGUAACACAUCAAUUUACAUCUGAUCAAAUUCCUGUCUACAUUGACUACGGAGCUGCUUGUGCUGAGAUUGAAAUUGACGUUUUAACUGGAGAUUUUCAACUAAAAAGAGUGGACAUUGUCGAGGAUGUGGCAAAGAGUAUUAAUCCUCAAAUUGACAUAGGGCAGAUUGAGGGUGGAUUCGUCAUGGGCCUAGGAUAUUGGCUCCAUGAGAAGCUUGUCUAUAACCGUUCAACGGGGGAAUUGCUAACAAACCGUGCAUGGAACUACAAACCACCAGGUGCAAAAGACAUUCCUGUAGACUUCAGGAUAACUCUGCUGCAAAAUAGUUCAGCUGUAGCCGGUGCAAUGGGAUCCAAGGCUGCAAGUGAACUAGCAACAUCAUUGGCGUACGUUGUAGUUGGAGCUCUUAGGAAGGCUCUUGAGUCAGCACGAAAGGAUUCCGGAGCACCUGAUACGUUCUUGAUGCUAAAUACUUCGACAACCAAGGAGGAUAUUCUUGUUCUUGCCGGCACUAAGAAUUCACAAUUUUGUCUAUAA